Molecule: messenger RNA, 1253 nt
Organism: Mustela erminea (ermine)
Lineage: Eukaryota; Metazoa; Chordata; Mammalia; Carnivora; Mustelidae
Gene: ENSA
Product: endosulfine alpha
Exons: 4
Coding region: 155-520 (121 amino acids)
Cellular component (GO): cytoplasm
Molecular function (GO): protein phosphatase inhibitor activity
Source: RefSeq, a predicted model, not a curated record
GGACACAACGUCACAGGCAGGGGCCGCCAUUUUGACUGAGCAACCCUAGUGACAGGAGCUGAAGCAGCAGCGCAGGUUGUCCCCGUUUCCCCUCCCCCUUCCCUUCUCCGGUUGACUUCCCGGGCCCCCUACACUCCACAGUCCUGGUCCCGCCAUGUCCCAGAAACAAGAAGAGGAGAACCCUGCGGAGGAGACCGGCGAGGAGAAGCAGGACACACAGGAGAAAGAAGGUAUUCUCCCUGAGAGAGCCGAGGAGGCAAAGCUAAAGGCCAAAUAUCCAAGCCUAGGACAAAAGCCUGGAGGCUCAGACUUCCUCAUGAAGAGACUCCAGAAAGGGCAAAAGUACUUUGACUCAGGAGACUACAACAUGGCCAAAGCCAAGAUGAAGAAUAAGCAGCUGCCAAGUGCAGGACCAGACAAGAACCUCGUGACUGGUGACCACAUCCCCACCCCACAGGAUCUUCCCCAGAGAAAGUCCUCACUCGUCACCAGCAAGCUUGCGGGUGGCCAAGUUGAAUGAUGUUGCUCGGGGCUCCGCCAGAUCCUGAGACGCUGCCCUCCUGGGUCCUGUGCUGGCUCCUGCCCCUCCCUGCUUUUGCAGCCAGGGGUCAGGAGGUGGCUCGGGUGCGGGCUGGAGAGGCAGAAGCCCCUGCCCGUCGGUGUCCCAGCGCAUGGAGCCCCUUGGGCUGAGCACCAAGACCCUGAACCUUUUUUGUUUUACCUUUUUCCAAAUAACUGUUGGGAGAAAUCUCAGUGAAAUCCUGGAGGGGAUGGGAGGGGGUGGGGGGUUGUGGGUGUGGUGUUUAAGAGGGUGGGGUGGGAAAUUUGUGGGGGAUAUGAAAUAGGGCUUGGAGUUGAUAAAAACAUUCCUGACUAUCCUUCCUAACCAUGUGGCUGGUGUGGGAUGGGUGUGAGGGGGAGGAAUGGCAUAGACUCCAGAUGAGGAGUUCUAAUUCAGCUCUGUAGAAAAAUGCCUUGUUUGCUUGGAUGUGGCUGGGGAUCUGGUGUCAGAUUUAAAAAAAAAAAAAACUGUCCAUCUAUAUAUGACAGAUGGAAACAGCUCCUCUGGUUCUGCAGAGCAAGCUGAGAACACAGUUAAUGUUAAUUGCUCACUGAAAAAAGUGCUGUCCUUGAAAUAGAUUUGCUGUGGGGAGAAGGGCAGUGAAUGUGGGGAAAGGGGGCCAUGAGCGUGGGGAGACCCACAGAGCCCAGGAGACUUUUUCAGUAUUUGAAAUAAAAAAAAAAAGAAAAAA